AUGCUCGACUUUCAAACUAUGGUUGCCUUUAUCGGCCUCCCAAUUCUCGCGAAUGCAUGGGAAGUCUAUGUCUAUGACAACGUUGACAACUGCAAACCCACUGGUGCCUCCAACGAACAAGCAUUUUCAAGGAACCGUGGACGUAAUGGUGGAAAUGCCAACCCUACAGCUUGCGACGGCACAGACCUGACGGCCGAUUCCGCCAUACUCAGUGAAAUUAAAGACGCCGGCGCAAAGCCAAACCGCUAUGGGAUGCAUCUUUUACGAAGCGGCAGAUUGCAAUGA
Molecule: messenger RNA, 285 nt
Organism: Talaromyces marneffei
Lineage: Eukaryota; Fungi; Ascomycota; Eurotiomycetes; Eurotiales; Trichocomaceae
Exons: 3
Coding region: 1-285 (94 amino acids)
Source: RefSeq, a predicted model, not a curated record